GCAAACAAGCCUCGAGACAGCCGAAGAGCGACGAGCCGAAGUGAACAAACCGGCGCGGGGCGCCAUUACACUCGAAGUGUCUGUGAACGUGACUGUGUCUGCUAUUCGCUCGUUUUUCUCUCCGUCGAUCGUGUAAGGACGUGGUUACUGCGCAGUGUGAGGUUUCCAACCAGGAAAGGAGUGACUUAGGAAGCUGAACGAGGUCUUUGAGUUCACUACGUCAUGGGGGCGAGGUCCCGGGAGAUAAUACUGCUUUUGGCAGUAUGCACAUUUGCAUUCGGAUCUACUACGAAGGCCGCUACAAAGAAAGUAAACGAAACGGAUGAUUUUCUCGACCAGUAUGGUGAUUAUGACGCUGAUCAGGAGGUUCUCUUCAACGAAGACACGCCCUGUCCAAGAGACUGCAGUUGCACUCUAUCCCAAGGAUACAGAAUGGCUAAAUGCAAUCGUCUAGAAAUAGGGACCCAGAAAUUCGGCGCCGAUAUCACAGAUCUGUUAGUCGAAAAUUCUGAUCCGGAGUUCCCUAUUCAGCUCACUGAAAAUAUAUUUGUCACUCUUGGUCUCACCAAGGUCUCAACAAUCAAGAUUGUGAAUAGUCCUAUCGACUAUAUUGAUCCCACUGCAUUCCAUGGACUGAAAGAUUUGUACUCUUUGACUCUAACAAACAACCAACUGAAAGGGAUACACCCUGAAACGUUCAUAGAAAACAACAAACUACUCAUCGUUACUCUUUCUGAAAAUCCAUUGAAACUUCCCACAGCCGGCAGUAAAGAUAUUUUCUUGAACGCCUCCUCUGUUCAAGAGCUUAGUCUAUCUAAUUGCAAUUUGCAAUAUCUUGGUACCAACACCUUCAGCCAAUUACCCAGUUUGAUGUAUUUAGACUUAUCAAGAAACGAAAUAGUUGGUUUACAUCCUGAUAUUUUCAAGAGCCUUUUGGAUCUAGAAGAACUAGACCUCAGUGACAACAAGAUAAAAACACUUCCAAGUGAUAUUUUUGCUGAAAAUACAGAAUUGGCGACUCUUCACAUAGACAGAAACCCUAUAGAUUCAGUAUAUGGAUUGAAUAUGUCUUCUCUGUUAACACUUACUGCAGCCACAACUAAAAUCAGAUUCGUUGGACCAUCAAGUUUUAACGGUGUGACUUAUUUGGCUAAUCUUAAUCUUAGCGGAAACAAUAUUGAAAAAAUCCACAACCAAGCCUUCCAUAAACUGAAAGAUCUUAAUUACCUGGACCUUUCUUACAACAAUCUGAAUUUCAUAUCUAACGUUCUAAUAAAAGAAAACAUCGAAUUAGACGUUUUCAAAAUUUCGAACAACCCCGAAUUAAAACAUUUGCCAGAGGAAGGUUUCAACAGCUCGGCUGAAGUAUUUAACAUUUACUCUUUUGAUGCCUCUAACUGCGGCCUUGAAGAAAUCUUCGACAAUUCGCUUAAAACAUUCACAGCCUUGACAACUGUUAAUUUGUCUGGAAAUAGAAUUAAAACGCUAAGCAAUAAAGUGUUUUCAGCCUGCCCUAAACUGAUAAAAGUAGAUCUUUCAUACAAUAUGUUAACCGAACUGAACGACAAGGUGUUUGUAAAUAAUGUUAUUCUAAGUAAACUGUAUCUCCAAGGCAAUCCACUGAAAGUUCUUUCAGUUGAAACAUUCAGCUUUACACCAGUAUUGACUUUACUGGACAUCAGCAAUGGCGAAUUAACGUCACUGUGGAAAGAGCAAAAAAGCUUGCCUAAAACUUUACUGAAUCAUUUAAAAUUCUUGAAUGUAUCUCGCAACCGAAUUACUGAAAUCAAAGACAAAGAAAUCGCUACAUUCAACCAACUGCGCACUUUUGAUGUCAGAUUCAAUCCCUUGACGUGCAGUCACGAGUUUGAAAAUUUCAUGAUUUGGUUGAAUAAGAAUAAUGUUUCACUGAACUCAGACACAGCAAGUAUCGCCAAUUUGGCAAGAGAUAGCAAAGAUGAUUCUACAACAUACAGUUGGGAAUCCCUUACAAAGAAAGUAUGUGGAAAUGUUAAUUUCUUACACCCUGUCGAACCAUUGCCAGAAGUAUCGGACGAAGAAAUAUGGGAAAGAAUUGACAAGAAUGCCGAAGGCGACUUUGACUUGAGAAACGCUUUGGGUGACGCUUCAAAUGCAAUUGAUGAGGUAAACGACAACAAAAUUAUUCCAAGAAAAGACUGGAAACUUGACGACAUAAAAGAUGAAGAUGACAUGAACGAUAAUGACGCUGAUGAUGAGGCAGAUGAUGAUGAUGACGACGACGAUGAAGAUGAAGAUGCUGACGGCGAAGAAGAAUACGACGACGACGACGAUGCUGAUGACGAUGUCGAUCUUAAAAUUAAAUUGAUCGAGAAAUCCACCAUCAAACCCGUUGUUCCUAAAGUUAUAUCAAAAGUAGAAAAGGAAAAAAUUCAGAUCGGCGUGAAACUGUUAGAAAAUGACAGUCUGUACGACGAUAUGGAGCCUGAAGUAUACAUGAAGGCGUCCGUGUACGACCUGGAGGUGCACGGCAGCUACGACUACCUGUGGCCGCUGCUGAUCUCCAUCCUCGGAGCUCUCUUACUGCUGAUCGUGAUUGCCAAGGUGGUCAUGGUAGUCUGCAGUAGGAGAAACCAACAGAUAAGAUACAACAGUGCCAUAAUAGCCGCCAUGAGUAACCCUAACCGCACGAAGAAGGACUGCGGCUUGGUAUACCAGCAGUUGUCCGAGGACCUGACAGGCCCCGCGACCCCUAAACUGAAUCGCUACCAACCGCUGCACAGCGUCACCGUCAAUGCGGCCAACAUGUCGUACGAAAGCAGUCCUUUCCACCACAGCAAUAUCGUACCCGAAGCGGUGUGAACCACCACUGACAGUAUUGUAAGUUAGAAUUUACACUCAACUAACAACUGCCUUAACUUUUACAUAAGCAGUAAGGUGAUUGAAACGAGCGCUAGUCAUAGAACAAUACAAAACAAAAUUAAUAACACAAGAGUUAUUGGAGUCUCCUUCUAAGUUGCUUACUUUAAAAGGAGACUGUUAACAACCUGCUGCAGUACAGUGCCUUCAUCAUCUCUUCUCGAACAACACGUCGACCGAUGUUUGCAUCUAGCGCUUUAUUAUUAAAAGUAACAAAAGUCAAAUUACAACAAAUUAAUUUAAGAUAUACAUAUUAUAUAUUAUACAAAUUAGUUGAUAGGGUAUUUUAUGUACUUAAAAUUAUUAAAAAUUAAACACUA
Molecule: messenger RNA, 3218 nt
Organism: Amyelois transitella
Lineage: Eukaryota; Metazoa; Arthropoda; Insecta; Lepidoptera; Pyralidae
Gene: Gp150
Product: leucine-rich repeat-containing G-protein coupled receptor 4
Exons: 3
Coding region: 223-2841 (872 amino acids)
Molecular function (GO): protein binding
Source: RefSeq, a predicted model, not a curated record